Messenger RNA from Nicotiana attenuata, 909 nucleotides. RefSeq lists its product as uncharacterized. The record is from RefSeq and is a predicted model, not a curated record. The transcript has 2 exons. Lineage: Eukaryota; Viridiplantae; Streptophyta; Magnoliopsida; Solanales; Solanaceae. The coding region runs from base 1 to 909 and encodes 302 amino acids.
AUGUGGACUCAACGUCCACAAUUUGAAGCUAUUGUUGGAAUACAAAAAUUGAAGGAUGCAAAAUCAGAAGCUGAUGAGGAUAGAAAAGGACUAAAGCAGGCUCAGAUACAGUUGCAGAGAAAUCCAACAAGUGCAGCUCAUCAACAAAUAGAGGCUCAGGAAUAUGCAAAAUUCAGACAGACUUCCUACCUGGCUGAAAUUUACUUACAGCAAAGAAGUAAAGCUACAUGGAUAAAAUUAGGGGAUGAUAGAACAAGGUACUUUUAUUCAGUAAUAAGGCAUAGAAAACUGAAACAAGCAACUACACAAUUAAAGGACUCAACUGGAAAUUGGCAGACAGAUGCUGAAGUUAUUGCAGGACUAUUUAUCAAUUACUAUGAGCAAUUAUUGGGAAGGAGAGCACAUACUAGAGUGCCAGCAUUAAAAAGCAUUCUGAGGAAUGGCCAUGUUCUCACUAUUGAGAAACAUAUCACAUUAGUAAGGCCCUUUGCAGAGAAAGAAGUGAAGGGAGCAAUAUUUCAAAUUGAUGGUAAUAAAAGCCCUGGUCCAGAUGGGUAUGGUAGUGGCUUUUACAAGGCAGCAUGGAAGAUUGUGGGAUGGGAUGUUACAGCAACUGUGAUAGAAUUUUUUCAGAAUGGACAUUUUCUUAAACAGCUCAAUUCAACUGUAAUAGCACUUAUUCCAAAGGUGGAAGCCCCGGAAGAAGCUAGCCAAUAUAGGCCAAUAUCAUGCUGCAAUGUGUUGUACAAAUGCAUAUCUAAGUUGAUUUGCAAUAGACUGAAAGUGGUUGUGAACCAACUGGUAGCAGAUAAUCAAUCAGCAUUUGUCCAGGAGAGGUCCAUGUUACACAAUGUCCUAAUAUGUCAUGACAUCUUGAGACACUACAAUAGAAAGAUAUCUCCUAGAUGA